Messenger RNA from Etheostoma spectabile (orangethroat darter), 2349 nucleotides. Its product is annotated as gastrula zinc finger protein XlCGF8.2DB. The record is from RefSeq and is a predicted model, not a curated record. Gene Ontology annotation, biological process: regulation of transcription by RNA polymerase II. Bases 129 to 1175 code for a protein of 348 amino acids. NCBI's taxonomy places the organism in Eukaryota, Metazoa, Chordata, Actinopteri, Perciformes, Percidae. The transcript has a single exon. Gene Ontology annotation, molecular function: DNA-binding transcription factor activity, RNA polymerase II-specific; RNA polymerase II cis-regulatory region sequence-specific DNA binding.
CAGCUUUAAACUCUCUGAAACAAGAGGAUGUCUCUGUCAGCAAUUUGAGAUGUAGUGCUGCUGACAAACCAUUGAGCUGCUCUGAGUGUGGAAAACGUUUUUGGACCAAGCAACAUCUGACAAGACACAUGCUAACUCAUACAGGAGAAAAACCUUUCAGCUGCUCGGUCUGUAAGAAAUCUUUUACAUUGAGUUGUAAUUUACGGUCACAUAUGAGAACUCACACAGGAGAAAAACCUUUCAGCUGCAGUGUUUGUCAGAAAACAUUUGCCUGGCAGUCGCUGGUCAAAACACAUAAAUGUGUUGGUCGUCAGACUCAAACUGAGGAGAACAGAAAGGCAGAGCCUCCAGCCAGCAGCUCAACUGAACACAUGGAAACAGAAGCUGAUGGAGAGGACUGUGGAGAACCAGAUCCAGCCAGGAACUCACAUCCAGUUUUACAACCAGAGACUGAAGACCAGACUGGAGACUCUUCAGAGACUGACGUCAGUGAUGGUGAUUGGGAGGAGACCAGAGAACCUCAGUCGGCUUUAAACUAUUUAAAGAAUAACCAAGUCACUGUUGGGGAUAUUAACUUCAAAUCUGUUGGGAAAGCCUUCAGCUGCUCUGAGUGUGACAAAGGGUUUGGUACAAAGGGAAGUCUGAAGAGACACAUGAUGACUCACACAGGAGAGAGACCUUUUAGCUGCUCCGAGUGUGGGAAACGUUUUUCAGAAGGUGGAACGUUACGGGCACACAUGAGAACUCACACAGGAGAGAAGCCUUUCAGCUGCUCAGUUUGUAAAACAUCUUUUAGAGAGCGUGGAAACUUACGGGCACACAUGAGAAUUCACACAGGAGAGAAACCAUUUAGCUGCUCCGACUGUGGGAAAAUAUUUGGCCGCACAUCACUUUUGAAGAGACACAUGCAAACUCAUACAGGAGUAAAACCUUUCAGCUGCUCGGUCUGUAAGAAAUCUUUUACACAGAAGGAAAAUUUACAGAUACACAUGACCAUCCACACAGGACAGAGGCCUUUUAGCUGCUCAUUCUGUGACAGAGGUUUCACAGCGAGAGGAAGUUUGGAGAAACACAUGAGAAUCCACACAGGAGAGAGGCCGUUUACCUGCUCCGUCUGUAGGAAAACCUUUAGAGACAGUGGAACUUUAAAAAGACACAUGAGAGUCCACAACUGACAUGAACUGAGAUGAGACGUUAUACUCUGUUGUGCGGGUCCUUAAGAAGACAUGUCUGUUACAUUUUUGUUCUGUUUCUUCUUAGUUUUUCAAAUGCUGCUUUCUGUUGUCUGCCUCUAACGAAGUGUAACAUUUUCAUAGAACUGAUGCUUCAUCUCGAUAUCAACGUCUCUCACGGCCUCUGUCCAGGGACUACAGAUAAUUAGCUUUUAGCUCCAUUUGAUAUGAAGUAUGUGUUGUUAGGGGUGCAUGAUACUGUAUAUUGACUUAAUAUUGUUUCUGUGAUAUCAAAUUGCGCAUCAUUAUAUCGAAAGUGUUGCAAUAAAUACGCAAUAUGUUUUUAUUUUGUGGAGCGUUGCGUCCAGUCCGUUGGCUGUGUGGCGUAGUUGUGUUUAAUUUAGAAACGUUUGAAACGCUAUAAUGAUCACGUUUCAUUGGCACAGAAUGAAUCAGAGACUUGAAAUAAAAGACAGGACCGAAAGAGAGAGCGAAGGGGGUCAGUGGAACAAAAGAAAGAACUCAAAAGUAAGUAAAUGAGGGAGAGAAGACAAAAAAAUGAGUUGUUUGAACUGCAGGAAUCUGACUUGGGAGAUAAAUAACCUGCUCUUUAUGAAAACACUGUAUAUCAUGCUAACCAAACAUAUAUCUACUCUAUUAUGUUGUAGACUGUAUAUUAAUGGACAGAGCAUGUGUCCCAGGAGGCUUUGGGAGUACCAGCUGAGCUGAAAUGUUCCUUUUUGACCUUGGAAACGGCAACGUAACAAGAAAAGUCCAAACACAAGAUCCACUUACUCAGUGUUACCGAAGCGUCCCCACACACAUACAUAUACACACACAUAUAUAUGUAUAUAUCUAUAUAUAUAUAUAUACAUACAUAUGUGUAUUUAUGGUACAGUUGAAACUUGCGUGUGAUCUUGUAGUUUAAUUGCUGUCAGGUUGAGACAAACCAUCCCGGGCUGGGACUACCAGCUUGCUGAUCCCAAACCGGUUUCAUGCAAUGAUGCUGCCAAACCGCCAUAGUGGCCAUGCAGAUGUGUGUCUCCUCCUUCCUUGCUGGGCCCUUCCCAUGUCUCCUCCCUCCUUGCUGGACUCGUAUAUAAUAGGGGGGCCACAGGGAAGGUCACGUCUCCCCCGGGCCAUUCCAUAGGUGUGGUGUGCAGCUCUGCCAGAGAGG